Arachis ipaensis is the source of this 411-nucleotide messenger RNA. RefSeq lists its product as uncharacterized. The record is from RefSeq and is a predicted model, not a curated record. Lineage: Eukaryota; Viridiplantae; Streptophyta; Magnoliopsida; Fabales; Fabaceae.
AUGAAAUACGACAGGACCAAAGAUCCCCAGGAACACCUAACGGCCUUCGAGGCCAGGAUGAACCUGGAAGGAGCCGCCAAUGCGGUCCAAUGCAGGACCUUUCCAGUAACUUUAGCCGGCCCCGCAAUCAAGUGGUUCAAUGCCCUCCCAAACAGCUCCAGAGUCAGCUUUCACGAUAUCUCCAGAAAGUUUAUGGCUCCAUUCACCACCAGAAUCACCAAAGCCAAGCACCCCAUCAGCUUAUUCGGAAUCACUCAGAGACAAGAGGAAUCUAUGAUGAAGUAUCUCGAUAGGUUCAACGAUGAGUGCCUCACGGUUGACGGGCUCACAGACUCGGUUGCCAGUCUUUGCUUGACCAACAGCCUCAUGAACGACGACUUCCGAAAAUACCUCACCACCAAGCCGGUUUAG